AGAUGAAUCGCACAGCUUAUUGCUCCUUCAUCGCCUACCCUCUGGCUUCACCGGCUGCGCAAUUCGGUUCCGAACCUUGAAGCCGCCCAACGCUCAAACGACCGCACACGACGAUAAGACGCCUUCUGCGAGCUGCUUCAGGUCGUUCGCAUAGGUACAUAGGUCCGGUAGAGAGGAAAUGAGCACCAACGACGAAGCAGGUGCCUUACGCCAGGCCGUAAACAGCUGGCAAGAAGACCUGCUUUCUAAUCCUGCUACACAGACGCUACUAGCACACGCUCACGAGGCGAAUGGGAGCACGUCCAGCAUGCCCAAGGUCGACGGGACGCCCAGUGCUUUGGACCGCACGGCAGCCAUCAGCGCAGCAACGGAGUCACUUAUCGCCAGUCUAGAGGACAAGCAGCUGCCAGAUGGGCUUAUAGACGACAUCCUGAGCGUUGUGGACGUGUUCACAACGCUCUGCGGGUUAUCCGGGCCGUCGCCAAGCGACUCCUUCGGCGCUGGGGGGUCCACGCGGAGCGGCGCGCCGCUCAACCCCGCUAAGCUCAAGUUGCUCAAGGCGGCGACCGGGCUGCCCGUGCACACCACCUCCAUCGGGCGGCGCGCGUCGGCCAGCUAUUGCGUGUACGAGAGCAUGGGCGGCUGGGAGACGCUGUCGGCCGCGGUGGAGUCGCUGUACAACCGUAUGCGGGGCGACGGCCGCUGCGCCUCGCUGUUCAGCGAGGGCAACGAGCAGCAGCUCAAAACACACAUGCUGGAAUUCCUGACGUGUGCGUUGGGCGGCAAGGCGCGCUUCGCCUCUUCCACGCUGCUCACCAGCCAGCGCGACCAGCUGCGACAGCAUGGCUUCGGCGUGGGCCAGUUCGACAUCCUGCUGCAGCACAUGAAGGCGGUGCUGGACGAGAUUGGCGUGCAGCAGGAAACGGCCGCGUCCGCCAUCGCGUUGCUCCGGUGCCACAAGUACCUCUUUGAGCGGCGGCAGUCGGAGUCGGACCACUCAGACCUGCCCUCGGAGCCGGUUGCGGCAGCGCCGGCGGGGGAGGUCGCAGCAGGGGGGGCGGCGUCGCUGUAGGGCCACGUCGCUGAAGGGCCACGUCUCUGUAGUGCGGUCGAUAGCAGGGAGGGGCACUGGGAGGGCGGCAGCGGUGAGCAUCGCUAAGGUGGUCUGCGGAGCGUGGCUGAGGGCGGUUCCCCUGGGCCUUGAGAAGGCGUGAUUGUAUGUAUGCGUGUACGCGGUUUUACAUGUCUGCGUGCGCUGUCGGUCUUGGCAGGGUGCUUGCUUGGAUAAAUCAACUUUGGUGUGCGACAUGUUUACGCUCAUUGAGAUUGUCAGGUUGGACUUGCUUGCGGCAUGCUGGGAGGGGCCAGUUCGCUUGAGGUGUGAGUCAACGCAGGACCUGUGAGCCAGGGCUGGGAGCAGUGGCUGCCCUGUAGAGUGCAAGGCCCACACCGAGGACUGGUGCUCCCCUUAUGGCACCACAGCCACGAAUGCAAUGUGCCUGUGAUGAUUGAACGCGUACGAUGUUAGUCUAGAUCCUUUGACUGUCAGAGCAGUUUUGCCAAACUAUGUGUGCCGCCUACAAAGGUGGGAACCAAACUUAUUGGGACGUGGUGCGAUAGGCAAUGGCGGUAUCACGCAGAGACGAGUGAACUUCCGGCAGGAUUCAGAUUCAGACUUGAUUGGGUGUGGCUCUGUGGUAUGCAAUGCUUGAAAUGCUUUCUAAUUUCAAAGAAGUAAAGCCCGGCGCAAUACGGUCUUCGUCGGAGCAGCACUACGCUGAAUCCGAUGGAAGGUAGAUAUCGACUUCGGCACGUACUUUCUUGAGGUCUGGCUACGCUUCAGAAUUUGCCUGCUGUCGCAUGGGAGGCUCGACAUGCUCUCAGGCUUUUAGGGCACUCGUGUGUAUGGUUAAUCUGGCUGUUCGGCUAUGGGUCUAUGCAAGCUGCUGUGCGGAAUGGAUGGACGGUAGGCGGGCAGGCCACGCAUAGGAUUGCACUUGUCAUGGCAAUUCAAGAGGACAUUACACCGCCCCGUGUGUGUGUUGUGUGGGAGUCAGCGGCAGAUGUAGAUGUAUGCUGUGGCUGGCUGAGCUUGGCCUGGCGGCGCCUGUGCGAAACGCCCCCGGCUCUGUCCCCGAGUUGAGGCUAUCCCAAAUUUACAUUCGGCCUCAGACAGGGGUGGCCUCAGACGAUGGAUGUGAUGUGGUGUAGGCUGAGCCCAGAAGUCCAGGCGCAGGUCCUUUGUUGGGACGGUGAGGGAAACGGUGGCGGGGGCGGUCUUGGGAACGGUGAGCAGAGUAGUGAGGCUGCGAGGGAACGAGAGAGUAUCUCCGCUUCCGCACGACCAUGCCAAGUUCUGGACAGCAACUCUGUUAUCCAACUGCACCGUGCAAUCGCUGCCUACUGCCGCCGACAGUCGCGGGCACCUGGCCCGGUGGCCCCCUGCAACUGCCAGGGCUGCAGUCCUGAUGGCGUUGGGGCUAAGGACUGAGGAGAUGCGGCGAUGCGCACUCUGGGAGACUGACAACCUGGCAAGGGAGGGUACGGUAGUUCCGCCGGAAACUGACCCCAUGGCCCAUGAUUCAAAUGGAAAGAGCUUGGCGAGAGCGUUCAGAACUCGCUGUUGGACAGAGUUUAAAUCAGUGUAAUCCUUGCAAAGU
Chlamydomonas reinhardtii is the source of this 2660-nucleotide messenger RNA. RefSeq lists its product as uncharacterized. The transcript has 8 exons. Gene Ontology annotation, molecular function: oxygen binding; heme binding. The coding region runs from base 179 to 1072 and encodes 297 amino acids. The record is from RefSeq and is a predicted model, not a curated record. Lineage: Eukaryota; Viridiplantae; Chlorophyta; Chlorophyceae; Chlamydomonadales; Chlamydomonadaceae.